Molecule: messenger RNA, 786 nt
Organism: Saccharomyces kudriavzevii IFO 1802
Lineage: Eukaryota; Fungi; Ascomycota; Saccharomycetes; Saccharomycetales; Saccharomycetaceae
Exons: 1
Coding region: 1-786 (261 amino acids)
Source: RefSeq, a predicted model, not a curated record
AUGCUAGGUUUAGGUCAGUCCGCUCAAGCAUAUGCCAAUGACGGCGAUGCCAACAUGAAUCAGGCAAAAAGCAAAAAGCCUGGCAUUCCGGGGUGUGGCAUGGCGAACGAUCUUGAAUAUCCUCAUGGCGACAAGCGCUCUUCGUCCAACCAGCAUCACUUGGGAAUAUUGCCAAGUGAAUGCCCGGGCCCUACUUUGAACACUGGCGCCGGUAGCGUCGGUAUCCCAGGCUGUGGUAAAGUCACAAAUAAAGUGGUCAAUGACCAUGACGGCAGCACCAGGUCUACGUUGGCAAAUUUUGACGUCAGCAAAAUGACCGAGGCCAGAAUGAACAGCAGGAAUGUUCCGCCUGGCUGCCAAAAUACAUCCAUGCCACAUUUCGAUGGCUCCAUUGACCAACACAUCCCAGGUGCAGGUUCGCCUCAACCUAAGUCUCACCACAUUGAUGCGUGGAACAGCAUCUCGUCCUGUGGUGCCGAUAAUAACAAUCAAGACAUGAUGCAUCCGCAGGCCGCUCCUUUGGACAGGUACAGUGAACACAUGGUAAGGAAUGAAACGAGCGAUAACGCUACCUCUUCGUACACUGUUCACGCGCAUGGAUCCCCUGCAAAUAUUUCAAGCGCCACUCAGAAAGUUGAUGGAAGAAAAAACCACGAAUAUGGAAUGAAUGAUCGGCACACUGUUCCAAGAGACUGCGUCACAGCCGACACUAAUCCUUCAACGAAUCGAAUCAGUGCUACUGGUCCUAAUAUUGCCAACGUCAAAAAUGAGGUCUUGCAUGAUUAG